Polistes dominula (European paper wasp) is the source of this 688-nucleotide messenger RNA. RefSeq lists its product as uncharacterized. The record is from RefSeq and is a predicted model, not a curated record. NCBI's taxonomy places the organism in Eukaryota, Metazoa, Arthropoda, Insecta, Hymenoptera, Vespidae.
AUGUACCUCGUAUUCCAAUUAUUUAAUAGCGCCAUAUUCGUCCUGAUAAACCUAAUGGUCGUUUUAUAUACGCUACAACGUUUCUUUUGGGCAAUGAAACAGCAUUAUAAAAUCGUGGCAGAUAUCACUGAUUUUCAUUCAAUGGUAAAUGAAUCUCGUGCCAGUUUAGAUUACAUGAAAUGCAAGAUAAUGGAGACAAUGGACGAGAUUAAGGAAGACGUCAACAAGGAACUCUGCAUUACCGAUCGUUUGACAAAACUUAGUUCAAAAAUAGCUGCAUUAUCGCAAAGAUUCAAUGCUGUCGAAGAGAGUGUAAUAGAGUUUGUACGUAUGGAUCAUAAUAUGGAAAGCGUUAGAGUGGAGACACCGGAUGACAUAAACGAAGAGAUGAAUAAAAUACUGAGGAAUUUAAUGGAUAAUAAAGAGCAACGAGGGAAAUCAUUGAAACAUCUAAAUCGCUAGAUUUAAUCUUUUUAUUUGCGUUACAUUUUCAUUAUAUUUUCAAAGCACACAUAAAGAAUGAAUUAAUUACAAUAUCGUGAUACGAUAUUUCACAUUUGAAAUUUCAAUCAUCAAUAAUGAUGUCAUUGUAAAAUGACCCCUUAUCUAUGCAACGAUAUUUUCGAAAUAUCAUUUGUCUAUUUAUCCCUUUUUAAACGUGAUUAUUAAUAUAUAUAUAUACCAUCAA